AUGGAUAAACUGUGUUUACGCUCAUAUAUAAAAACUCGUUUUUUAUUGGGUUUAACUGCUACACAAAUUCAUGAUGAAUUAACUACUGCUUAUGGACAAGGUGUUGUUGCAUAUCGUACAGUUGCUCAUUGGGUUCAUCGAUUUUCAAGUGGACGGGAGUCGUUAGACGAUGAUCCCCGAAGUGGUUGUCCGUUAUCCGUCAUUACUCAACAAAAUAUUGAAGCUGUUAAAGACCUGGUGAAUGAGGAUCCACAUAUUAGUAUUGAUUAUAUUGCUGACAUAUUAGAUAUAUCACAUGGUAGUGUGGAUACUGUUCUCAAACAACACCUUAAAUUAAAAAAAGUAUCGUCAAAAUGGGUACCUCAUAAACUCACAUCAGCACAACGACAACGUCGUGUUGAUAUUUGUAUCGAAAAUUUACAGAAGAUUGAAAGUGGUGCAUGGAAAUUAUGUGAUAUAGAUACUGGUGAUGAAAGUUGGUUUUAUCAUCGCAAAAUUAAAUCAAAACAAGAAUCGAAAGCUUGGGUAGCACAAGGAACAAGUCCACCCACAGAACUGAGAAGACAACAAUUUGAAGAAAAAACAAUGUUCAUUAUAUUUUUUAUGACAAAUGGACCUUUACUUAUUCAUCAUCUAACUCCUGGAACAUCGAUCAAUGCCAAAUAUUAUCGUGAUGAAUGUUUAAAAAGUCUAGUCGAAAACCUAUACAGAAAAAGACCAUUAUCAACAGCAAAUUAUGUGAAGCUGCAUCAUGAUAAUGCAAGACCACAUAUGAAUGAUAUUGUUUUUAAUUAUCUUAAAGAAGAAAAAAAUCAAAGUUAUGGCCCAUCCACCAUAUUUACCUGA
This is a messenger RNA of Rotaria sp. Silwood1, 846 nucleotides long. Lineage: Eukaryota; Metazoa; Rotifera; Eurotatoria; Philodinida; Philodinidae. The record is from the annotation of a GenBank genome assembly.